GCGACUGAUCGUACUUGGCACUGUCCGUACAGUACAGUUAGAAUGCAUCAUCUCGAGCUUCGCAAAAAAUCCCCAACGUCCAACAGCCAUCCUGCCCCGGUGACAGUUGGAUGUGUUGCCGUUCCACGUAGCGGUGCCUUGCCGACAGAGGAACAGGUUUAGCUGAAGUGCAAUUUGUACAAUCAGGUUCAAAACUGUUUACCAAAGCCAACACCAGCCAGCACGCUUGCAGACUGCCGAGUAACGGAUCAGCCAGACCAAUGUCAGGGUCGUCUGCAUGGUAGCGUGAUCGUGAUUUUACACUACUUCAGCGACAGUUGAGCAUCAGAAAGGGAUGUCCUACAACCGUUUGUAAGUGUUUGAAGAUGCUCUUCUUCGAAAAAUGCCAACCAUACCAUACUCACAUUCAUCACACCAAAUCCUGUCCGCCAUCGCUUUUUAUACGAUCGUUCAAAAGUCCUUCCGAAGUUCGCUCCACGUACACGCAAACGGAGUGCCAUGGAUCAAUAAAACCAACUCCAGCAACUAUCUAACACCAUUCCUUCCUUUGCCACUCUCGCACGAAAUUACGGUGCUGCCGGUACAGUGGGGCGCGGUCGUCCGUUUCGGUGUGUAGUUUUCACUUGUAGCCACACACUCCGAACAGGUUGAUCGAAAUGGGUUUCGCGCAGUUACUCUUGGAACGUCGCGAAACGUGGUCGAGUGCCGUGAUUAGUCCGUCCGUGUCUUUGCUACACAACCGGAUGCUCUCGCUGGAAGCUAUCCCAGGUUGCAGAUGCUAAGGAUCGUUCAAGACAAGUGAAAGAAAACGAUCGAGACGAUAGGUGUAUGUGUGUGUGUGUGAUCUUUUUGUGUGUGAAAUACAUCGAGUCUAAAGUAACUCGAUAAAGUGCUUACGCUUAAGAGCUUCUCCUUGCAACGUGUGUCAUUUCGUGAUAAGUGCUUUUGAAAGUGAUAUUCCUCGUGCACGUGCACUCGUGAAAUCAUCUUCCUUACUUUCUUCCCGCGCAAGUGCGAGUGAAAAUUUUUAACCAUCACUUCACGUCUAAAUCACAUCUAAUCGUGCACAGUCAGCGGUGUUGUGCUGCCAUCGAAACGCUAUUUAGCGAAGGAAUCUACUAAAACCCAGAUCCGGUGGCCCCGGAGCAUCGGGCCUGGAGAAAAUGGCCAUUCAAAUGGAACAAGUACUUUUCCUUGUGCUUUCGCUGUACGCGACACUAACCGUUGGCGAUCAUGCCCCUCCGUUUAAGCCAUUGCUUCCUUCAUCCUACACCAAGUCGCCCCUAAUGUAUCCAAGCUUUGUGCCCAAGCAUAGCGUCGGACUAAAACCCUACAUGACGCAGUUCCGUUCAGGCACGCGUCUAGCACCAGUAGCGAUUCGGCCAGCUCCAUCAAUGAUUAUGAGUUUGAAAAGACCCAUCAAAUCCAUUCUAAGCCACCCUUCGCUUAUGAAGCAACCGCUACUGAAACGUCCUCCACCACCAUUAGCAUUUGCCGCCGCAAGCAUUAAGCAUCACAAAUUUCACAGUUCACCACCAGGACCGAGCACCGGUGAGAUAGUAUUCGAGAAGCUCAAACCGAUCGCCACGAAACUUACUUCUCACAAGGAUGGAGCGAUCCAUACGAUCCCUGCCCCAAACCUGGGACUCACGAAACCUCCGAAAGGACCCAACCAGAUACGAGUUACGUCGUACGAGGACAGCAACAAGCUGGAGAUUGAGGUGAAAACAACCAAGCCCACGUUUACAGCAAAGCCAGCCUUUUUGAACCUUAGCCCAACGCCCGCACCGGCUGUAGGGGUCUACAACCAUCACGCAAUCGGUAAUCCGCAUCAGUAUCAGGUGACUGAGGAGCACUCGAAUGAUGUAACUAUUGGUGACCUGUACUCGGGCAAGAAGACUUACUUCGCACCGGAUCCGGAUCCAUCAUUGCCGAGCAAAACACUCCUACCGACAUCCGAUCCACUCAGCAUACCGAGCAAUGGCAAGUUUGCUCCAGCCAGCGUACUCGUACAGUCUCCGGUGGCUCACUAUCCGUUGCAGCCCCAAACCAGUGCUUCGGCCGUGAUCCAGUACGUUAAUGCAGUUCCGCAGGCCAGCUACGCGAUUCCGCUCGCUACCCAGCCACAGCUUCAACAGCACAUUCUGCAACAAACGGCCAUGCUGCAGGAAAUGCCCGUUUCGCUCUAUAAUCCCACCUAUCUUGUGACCCAAUCCAACAACCUCUUCAACACCCACCAACAGCAGGGGUCCGUGAACCUCUUCAAACCUGAUACCAACUUCCUUGGCACGAUGCAACACCAGCAACACCAUCAGCAGCCGCAGCAACAGCAACAACAGCAGCAUCAAGUACAUGUCCAAACGCAAACGCAAGCGCCUCCUCCGGUUCCGACGACCGUACUUUUCAACUCGUACAAUACGUACAAGCACAGUGAACCGGCCGCCAGUACGGGACAGAUCCUGUCCGCUACCCAGGAUCAGCUCCACGAGCUCCAAUCCGUAGUUAAUCAAAUUCAGCUGAAUGACAUCCACAACCAGCACUCGUCGGACAUGCCAACGUACGCGCAGCUCGUAGGACACGAACAACCGUCCAUACAUCAGCAGCAGAUUCCCCAGCUCAACCAGCUCGAGCAACAGCUCCAGCAACAGCUGAUCCAACAGCACCAGCAUGAAAAGGGUAACUCGCAGCGACAGAUGACCGAUGGGGAGAUUGCUAACCUGCUCAACUACGGUAUGAUUAAUCUGCACAACAAUUUAUCUCCGAGCGAUUACUACCACUAUCAGGUAGAUCAACCGACGGCGGUUCAGUCGGCGGGACAUCAUUCAUUCUACGAACUAUCGGAGCGGCAGAAGGAAAAUGACCGCAUACUGGCCCAGGCUCACCAAGAACUCUACAACCAUCAGCAACAGCAGCAACAGUACCAACAGCAACAACAACAUCAGUAUCAGCAACAGUUGCAACAUCAGCAGGAGCAAAACCAAGUACAACAGCAUCCAUUGCCACAGCAGUACCAGCAGGAUAGCCAUUCUGACUACUUGCAAGCGUACCAAGAGCAUCAGCUUGCCGUGUCCAACAUUCUAGGGUUGCAAGACAAACAAUCGCCAGCUGGUGGUUCCGUACAGCAGCAGUACCAUCACCACCACGCUGCCAUUGGUAGCACGAUCGAGCCGCAGGUGACCCAGAGUCCGCUACGGAUAUACGUACCAGAUGGAGAGCACGAAUACUCCAACAAUAUAAACGCACAACAACGGAUGGACGAGAUCGAUUUUGAGUACGCUGAUGUGGAUGGACUGGAUCACGGUUUCGAGGAUAGUACGACAACAAAUGCCCAGGCACGGAAUGAGGACCCUGACACGCCGUCCUCGUCGGAUGAUAAUACUACUACCAACGCUUACUACGACGAACGGACAGCGGAUGAUGUAGGCGAGGAUGGAGAUAUGUAUUACAACAAAAACCUUAGUAACCAUCGGCUCGAUUAAGAGGGCGAUCGUUCAACAUGCGCAGCAAGCCAGUCUAUGUUUAAGCCUGUUUCGUACCCAUGAUUGUACUGUACAGCUGGUUGUUGAUCGGAUCAUGGGAAGAAUGUUCAAUAGGUACGGGGUACAUCGCAUAAAACUGUACACCUUUAGUACGUAGCUGUGUAGCGACACAUUAUUUAUUUCAUCUAUAAAUAAAGUAAAUGAACCUUA
Molecule: messenger RNA, 3689 nt
Organism: Anopheles funestus (African malaria mosquito)
Lineage: Eukaryota; Metazoa; Arthropoda; Insecta; Diptera; Culicidae
Product: putative mediator of RNA polymerase II transcription subunit 12
Exons: 7
Coding region: 1164-3479 (771 amino acids)
Source: RefSeq, a predicted model, not a curated record